Molecule: messenger RNA, 5799 nt
Organism: Electrophorus electricus (electric eel)
Lineage: Eukaryota; Metazoa; Chordata; Actinopteri; Gymnotiformes; Gymnotidae
Product: calpain-5-like
Biological process (GO): proteolysis
Cellular component (GO): cytoplasm
Molecular function (GO): calcium-dependent cysteine-type endopeptidase activity
Source: RefSeq, a predicted model, not a curated record
GGGGGUUGGGUGAGACGGCCAGCAGGUUGAAUAGAAACUCUUCCUUUUAGCUCAGGUGGCAAGCGCCGGAUGACACAGCACUUUCUCCCAGAGGAGAGGAGGAACACCAGUGAGUCAUGUUCUCCACGGUGGCCGUGUACAGGAACCAGCACUACGACGUCCUGAAGAGGGAGUGUCAGGAGAGCAGGAUGCUGUUUGAGGACCCCGAGUUCCCCUGCAUCAACUCCUCGCUCUUUUACCGCAACCCCCUGCCCGGACGGGUGGAGUGGAAGAGGCCGGGGGAGAUCAGUGAAAACCCCCAUCUGUUCGUGGAGGGCAUCAGCUCUCAUGACCUAAACCAGGGUGAAGUGGGCAACUGCUGGUUUGUGGCUGCAUGCUCCUGUCUGGCCCUCAAACCGUACCUCUGGCAGAAGGUGAUUCCUAACUGGAAGGAGCAGGAAUGGGAUCCCAAAUAUCCAGAAAAAUAUGCAGGAAUCUUUCACUUCCAAUUCUGGAUAUUCGGGGAAUGGACCGAUGUGGUUGUGGAUGACCGUCUGCCCACCAUCAGUGGGAAUCUUAUAUACUGCCAUUCUAAAUCCCAUAAUGAAUUCUGGAGUGCUCUUCUCGAGAAAGCUUAUGCUAAACUAUCGGGAUGCUACGAAUCUCUAAGUGGUGGCAACACAGGGGAUGCAGUGGUGGAUUUCAGUGGGGCAGUAAAUGAGCCCAUAAAUUUGGAGUCAGGAAAUUAUCGCACUAAUCCCAAAGCCAGAGACAAACUGUUUUCAGAUCUGCUCACUGUGUUCGACCAGGGAGGUAUCAUCAGUUGUGCCAUAACAGCGUCUCCACACGAGCGGGAGCUGCGCUUGCCCAACGGUUUGGUGAAGGGCCAUGCCUACUCAGUGACGGCAGUGAAGCGGGUACGGCUCGGCCAUGGCCUCCUCGCCUUCUUCAAGAACGACACCAUCCCCCUGAUCCGCAUGAGGAACCCCUGGGGUAAACACGAGUGGGAUGGACCGUGGAGUGACAGCUCACAGGAAUGGGAGAAAGUUGGGAUCAGAGAGAGGGCUAAUAUGGGUAUUACAGUAGAAGAUGAUGGCGAGUUCUGGAUGUCCUUUGAUGACUGGUGUCAGAACUUUACUGAUGCAGAUGUUUGCCGGCUAAUGAACACGUCUUUGCUGAGUAUUCAGAAGGUGUGGCAUGAGGUGGUGCUUUUUGGCAGCUGGGCCAAGCACACUGAACCCCUGAGGAACAGGUGCGGAGGCUGCAUGAACCACAGGUCGACCUUCCUGCAGAACCCACAGUAUAUGUUGGAUAUCUCUAAAGAUGAAGAGCAGGUGCUGGUGUCUCUGCAGCAGAGAGAUAUGAAGAUUCAUAGAGCCCACGGUGCGGGUCAAAGCCUUACUGUGGGAUUUGCCAUUUUUAAGGUGGAGCUGAACAGGAAGUAUCGCAUACAUGAUAUCAUCACCCAGCAAAACGUCGCCACGUCGACGUACAUAAACGCGCGCUCCGUGUUCAUGAGAAAGACUCUGCCGGAAGGCCGUUACGUCAUCAUCCCCUCCACCUUUAAACCGGACAUUCCAGGAGACUUCAUGCUUCGAGUCUUCACUAAGCAGGACACUGGCUGCAGGGAACUACACUUAGAUAAGCCUCGAGUGAAAUGCUGGAGUUCGUUCAUGGGUUAUCCCCAGAUGGUCACGCACAUUUACGUUCACGGAGCGGAAGGGCUUGAAAACCAAGACAGAACUGGAGGUGCUGAUCCCUAUGUGGUAAUCUCCUGUGAGAACAGUUCAGUCCAGUCCCGUGUUCAGAGAGACACACGGGACCCAGUGUUUGAUGCUAGGGCCAUCUUCUACAGGAAAAAUCCCCACAAACCAAUCACCAUUCAGGUGUGGAACAGCAACACCGUGAAGGACCAGUUCAUGGGCCAGGUGGUUGUGCAAGCGUCUCUGAAGGAUUCCCAAGACCCUCAGACUCUACAGCUGAAGCGGGGCAGGGAGAUGACGAGUGCGAGCAUGCCGGGACUGAUCAGCCUCAGGGUGGUCAGCUCCACGGAGCUCACUGCCAUGUAAAGCAGCAAAGGCUAGCUGAUAUAUAGCCAGAAAGGAGACCAUUGUGCAUAUAACCAACCCCAAACCCAUGCCUACAAAUUAUAAUGCUACUCCUAACCAAAGCCCUACACCUAGCCACACUAAAAGCAUUCUAAUAGCAUUCUAAUCUCUUUAAAUUAAAAAAAAUCAUUAAAAAAUUAUUUCAAGUUAAAUGACUUCAAAUAAAAGUCUUCAUGACUGUUCUGGGUUCUGUAAUCAGCAACUGAGAACUUCAGCAGCAUAGGUAUUAACCAGUCAGGAAACUUGCCCGACAACGAGGCAGUGUUCUCAGAUCACAGGAAGUCAGGCUGAGCACCACGGCUUCAGGGCUUUGGAGAUGGAGGUGGUGAGAUUAACAGGAGGGGUACGCACUUAUGGUGGCUAAGACUGUCAAGAUCAUUGCAUACAGCAGCUUUAUCUAACCGCACCCUUCCUACACCAUACACCUACUCCUACACCUACACGCUACACUAACACCCUACUCCAACACCCUAUUCCUACACCUACACCCUACCCUUACAACCUACUCCUGUACCCUACACCUAUACCCUACUCCAACACCAUACACCAUACUCCUACUCCUACACCCUAAUCCUACACCUACAGCCUACACCUAUCCUUACUUUUACCAGUCAUUUCCUACAUGACACGCCAUACAUCACCGAGGCCAUCCUUUGUGGCUAUAUAUACACUCUGCCAACAAACUCAAUUUUGUUUUGUUUUUGUACUGACAAAGUAAAAGUGAGCAGAAGAUUAUUUUUUUGCAUUGUUUUCAAAUGGUUAAAAUGUAUGGUAGCCACUCCUCUUAUAUUCCAUACCACACAUUUACCAAAAAAAGAACAACCAACAAAAACAAACAAUCUUUUUGAGCAGACAUAAAACCGAUGCCUUUGUCCUUUCCUACAUUUUCUUUGUACUUCUAUGAAACUGCAGCUUAUGAGAUUAUAGUAUAAAUAGUACAAAAACAUUCAAAUGCUGUGUUACAUUAUAUAAAGGGUUUACAACACUGACCAGUACAGAGUACAUAAACGGAAAUUACCAUACCCCAGACACCAUAUCCCAAUCACCAUACCCCAAACACCAUAACCCAAAUCACCAUACCCCAGACACCAUAACCCAAAUCACCAUACCCCAGACACCAUACCCCAAACACCAUAUCCCAAUUACCAUACCCCAGACACCAUAUCCCAAUCACCAUACCCCAUAUCACCAUAGCCCGAACACCAUACCCCAGACACCAUAACCCAAAUCACCAUACCCCAGACACCAUACCCCAAACACCAUAUCCCAAUUACCAUACCCCAGACACCAUAACCCAAAUCACAAUACCCCAAACACCAUAUCCCAAACACCAUAUCCCAAUUACCAUACCCCAGACACCAUACCCCAAACACCAUAUCCCAAUUACCAUACCCCAGACACCAUAUCCCAAUCACCAUACCCCAUAUCACCAUAGCCCGAACACCAUACCCCAGACACCAUAACCCAAAUCACCAUACCCCAGACACCAUACCCCAAACACCAUAUCCCAAUUACCAUACCCCAGACACCAUAACCCAAAUCACAAUACCCCAAACACCAUAUCCCAAUUACCAUACCCCAGACACCAUACCCCAAACACCAUAUCCCAAUUACCAUACCCCAGACACCAUACCCCAAACACCAUGCCCCAGACACCAUACCCCAAACACCAUAACCCAAACACCAUACCCCAAAAUGCCAACAUAAAUACCCCUCAUUCCUUUUCCAAAUGGCAAAAUAUUUUGUAUUAUAAUGCAUAUUUUAAAACAUUGGAAUUUUGUAUUUGUGAAGAUUAAAAUAAGAUUUUUAUAAAAUGCUUGAAUUUGAAUCUUUUGUUUAUAAAACCUUUUUUGUUUGGUUUCCACAAUAUAAAUAGGUGUGAUAUGAUUAUUUGGUACAUCGCCCAUAAAAGGACAAUUAGCUGGUUUACACCUUUACAGACCAGAGCUCACUUUACAGAUGAUCAGAUGGUUUACACCUUUACAGACCAGAGCUCACGUUACAGAUGACCAGCUGGUUUACACCUUUACAGACCAGAGCUCACUUUACAGAUGAUCAGAUGGUUUACACCUUUACAGACCAGAGCUCACGUUACAGAUGAUCAGCUGGUUUACACCUUUACAGACCAGAGCUCACUUUACAGAUGAUCAGCUGGUUUACACCUUUACAGACCAGAGCUCACUUUACAGAUGAUCAGAUGGUUCACACCUUUACAGACCAGAGCUCACUUUACAGACGAUCAGCUGGUUUACACCUUUACAGACCAGAGCUCACUUUACAGCCCAACACACUGUACUUCUUUUCACCCAAGAGAAAACCAACAUUGUAUUAAGAACAUUUUUCUCCUGUUUUUAAUUUUUUUAUUAUUUUUUUAAUUCAGCCGAGUUCCCAAACUGCUUUUUUAUUUUAACACUCAGGACACAACCAUGCACAAUUCAGAAUUCAAAAAGUCUAUUGCUUCAACCACAAUUUAAAAUAGCUUAUUCCAAAAAAACAAACAAACAAAAAACCCCCCAAAAACCAUCAAAAAACAAACAAACAAAAAAGAACACUCCCCCUCUCUCUCAUUUUGUCUCUCAUUCACUUUUUUCUAGCCUGGUAAGUUUUGAAAGAGCGAAGGGGAGGACUUGCAGAGACACACCGAGUCCAUCUCAGCAGUUUACAAACGUCAGAAUAAUAAGUUAAAAAGAAACAGUUUCAUUUUUUUAUAUAAGCGUUUAAAGUCUUUGUUCCAUUCUUGUAUUACACAUCGAAAGUCACAGCACGUGUACAGGGUUGGACAUUCAGAAGAAAAAGGGGGGGGGUCGGCGAAACGUACAGGGCGUGGGAGUGGAGCAAGGCGUUGCUUAGGUUAUCAACGUCCAGUUACGUUUGCUUUUUAUUUUGUGCUCGUAGUUCACAGAGGGCCAGGGCCCAGAUCGCGCAUACAAAAGCUCUUGUGUCAAAACAUCCAAGGGUCACAGCUCUCUCAUUUUGAAUGUUUGUUUGUUUGUUUGUGUGUGUGUGUGUGUGUGUGUGUGUGUGUGUGUGUGUGUGUGUGUGUGUGUGUGUGUGUGUGUGUGUGUGUGUGUGGCCCCUGAGUUCUCUCCUUGACUGUGGCAUACGCUCCAAUAGAUGAUUGGAUGGUUCUUUGAAGGUUCUUAGGCUGUCUGGCUGAGCCGUAGUACCAAGUACAACCACGAGGUGGCACUGUCCAUACAGAGCAUACACGGCCGUCGUCUCUGUUCAUGCCGUCAUUUUAUGGAUGUUUCUCCUUGAGCCCAGGGUGCAAAACAUUUACAAAUACAUAUCAAAGAGUAGCCUGAAUAUUGUCAUAUUUUCAUAUUCGUACAAAAACAGAAAGAUAGAGUUUAAAUAGUUCUACGUAUACACAUACCAACAGGUCACUGUAGAUUCAGACUAUACUGUUCUGUCAUGUCAGCAAGGUUCCUACAGUAACCAGUCCAGGUUUUCCUUGCUUCAACAUACCAUCUACAUUGGAGCAGUGAGGACUAGCUAAUCUAAUAUCUAUGGUCGAAUUAUGAACUACUCAGGCAUUGCUGUUCAUGCGGAGCGUCUAUGGUGACUGGGGCGUCUGUGGUGACUGAAGAUUUAAGUGGUUUCCUGAAGUUUCACAGUGUUUUUUUUGUUUUGUUUUUUUGUUUUUUUUUGGAGUGACUGGCAUACAGAGUAGACUGAGGUAACUUCCUAUCCUACACCAAGUACAAACACA